ACUUAUAUAAAGCAAGAAAUAACAGAAUAAUGUUAAAUAUGGUGGGGGUAUAUUGGAAAGUUCUAAGCUUCAGUUAAAAAUAUAACUUCAUAGAAUAAUCAGUUGCAGUUUAGUUUGUGCUUUCUUAUGGGAAACAAUGUACACCAUAACAUAUAUUUUAAUUGGAAUUGUCUUUAUUUGUUUAUUUCCUUUGGAAAUACAUAGCGGUAUUUAUGAUGAUAAAAUAACAUUAAAUGAUCAUUUAAAAAAUAUAGGAAAAAAGCAAUCAUCAAAUGAUAUUAAUACUGUAAAUAUAUGUGGACUUGAUAAUUCAUGUAAAAACAAUGAUACUACAAAUUUGAAAAAUAACGUUGAUAAUAAAAAUAAUAAAAAAUUAAUAACACAUUUAGUUCCACCGUUAAUAACAAGUAAAGAUUAUUAUACUUAUUUCAAUAGAAGGAAAAAAGAAUUGAAACAUAAAAAUGAACGAGGAAAUAGAGAUCAGUAUAAUGUCAAAAAUAAUACAUUUGUAAAAGCUAACAUAUCAGAUUCUAGAAUUGAAAGUGAUCAUUUAUCUUACACUCGCGAUCACGCGCCAACGCACGUAACAAAGGUAAAAAGCUUGAAACGAUAUAAUUAUGAUAAUAUAUAAAUAAUACAAUUCAUACAAAAUUCAUAAACUGGAAUUUAUAGGAAACCUCAGGAAAUCAAACUGAGUAUAAUAAAAAUGAUAAAAAAAAGUCUACUACAAAUGCAUCACAAAUUUCGCCUGAUGGAGAUAGAGUAGAAUUUCAAAUACAAGGUCAUGAAGGUCCAAAAACAUAUAUUUUUGGAUUUGAUACUGGAAUCGG
Polistes dominula (European paper wasp) is the source of this 830-nucleotide messenger RNA. RefSeq lists its product as uncharacterized. The record is from RefSeq and is a predicted model, not a curated record. NCBI's taxonomy places the organism in Eukaryota, Metazoa, Arthropoda, Insecta, Hymenoptera, Vespidae.